CUGGCACAGUGACUGCUCAUCAUGAUGGAUUUCAAUAGCACCAGCUUCCAUCCUGCCACAUUCCAACUGACCGGGUUCCCAGGCCAGGAAGCUGCUUACCACUGGAUCUCGAUCCCUUUCUGUGUGUUGUACAUCACCGCCAUGGUAGGGAAUUGCACUGUUCUCUGCAUUAUCUGUGCAGACCGGCAUCUCCAUCGGCCCAUGUAUUUGUUCCUUUGCAUGCUGUCGGUCAAUGACCUUGGUAUGUCUCUGUCGACCCUGCCCACGGUGCUCAGCAUCUUCUUCUUCGAUGCUGCAGACGUCCCGUUUGAUGCCUGCCUGGCCCAGAUGUUUUCGAUUCACUCCUUUUCCUUCAUGGAGUCGGGGAUUUUACUGGCCAUGUCGUUGGAUCGCUUCGUCGCCAUCUGUGACCCGCUGCAUUAUGUGGCCAUCUUGACCAACCCCAGGAUAGUGAGAAUCGGGCUGGCCAUUGUGAUUAAAAGUACCAGCAUGCUCUUCCCUUUCCCCUUUCUGAUUAAACGGCUGCCAAUCUGCAAAGGCAAUGUCCUCUCCCAUGCCUACUGCUUGCACCCAGACAUGAUGAGACUGGCAUGUGCGGACACAACCGUCAAUAACAUCUACGGAUUAUUUGCCAUCCUCGUCACGUACGGCUUAGACUCAGUGUUCAUCAUCCUAUCGUACGUUAAGAUUCUAAGGACUGUUUUUAAUACUUCAUCCCAUGAACAGCGCCUCACGGCCCUGAACACCUGCGUCUCGCACAUCUGCGCUGUCUUACUGUUUUACGUCCCAAUAAUUGCUGUCUCUGUUAUGCACAGGUUCGGUAAAAAUGCCCCUGGUCUUGUGCAUAUUCUUCUGUCCUAUGCCUACCUCUUUGUCCCCCCUGUGUUAAACCCAAUUGUUUACAGUGUGAAGACGAGGGAGAUCCGCAAGAGGAUCUCCCGAAUAUUCUCCAGAGGCGUAAUGUGAAGUGGGAGUUGUGUCGGAUAUGGUUUUGUUGGAUGAGCUUUGACUGGCUUGUUGGCUGAAUGUCGUA
Messenger RNA from Caretta caretta (loggerhead turtle), 1033 nucleotides. Its product is annotated as olfactory receptor 51I1-like. Gene Ontology annotation, biological process: G protein-coupled receptor signaling pathway. Gene Ontology annotation, cellular component: plasma membrane. NCBI's taxonomy places the organism in Eukaryota, Metazoa, Chordata, Testudines, Cheloniidae. The record is from RefSeq and is a predicted model, not a curated record. Gene Ontology annotation, molecular function: G protein-coupled receptor activity; olfactory receptor activity.